This is a messenger RNA of Cavia porcellus (domestic guinea pig), 647 nucleotides long. RefSeq names its product WAP four-disulfide core domain 2 (gene Wfdc2). Gene Ontology annotation, cellular component: extracellular region. The transcript has 4 exons. The record is from RefSeq and is a predicted model, not a curated record. Gene Ontology annotation, molecular function: serine-type endopeptidase inhibitor activity. NCBI's taxonomy places the organism in Eukaryota, Metazoa, Chordata, Mammalia, Rodentia, Caviidae. The coding region runs from base 117 to 491 and encodes 124 amino acids.
UACCCCCCUCCUGCACCCCGUUGCUCCGCCCCACCCCUGCCCCACGCCCCCAGGACGUGUGGUUAAAUCCCCCCACCUUGCUGAGCUCGCACCUGCUCCUCGCCCCAGAGGGCACCAUGCCUGUCAGACGUCUCUGCUCGCUGUCGGUAGCCCUCCUCCUUGGGCUGCUGCUGCCCAGCCUCCUCCAGGCCGCAGAUGCAGGAGCAGAGAAACCUGGCCUGUGCCCCCGGCCCCAGGCGGACCUGAACUGCACACACAACAACGAGUGCCAGUCCGAUGGCGACUGCGAGAGGAACCUCAAGUGCUGCCAGAGCGGCUGCGGCUCGGUCUGCACGGUGCCCAACGAAAAGCCGGGUACUUGCCCCAGUGUGGACUUACCCCAGCUUGGCAUCUGUGAGGACCAGUGCCAAGAGGACAGCCAGUGCAGUGGCGUGAUGAAAUGCUGCCGCAAUGGCUGUGGAAAGGUGUCCUGCGUCACACCCAACUUCUAAGCUCCAGCCACAACCAGCCUGUGGAGCAGCAAAAGCCAGUUUGGGCCUGGCCUGGCUCCACUGCAGCGACCCUCCUUCCUUCCUGGAUCCUGAGUUCUGCCCGGAGCUGACUACAGCUUCUCCCUUCCCCAACCAAUAAAAUGACAGCUUUCAGCA